UUUCUCAAUGAUCUUGCAGAUGGGAAUGAAAUAACUACUGUACAAUCGCUGCAAUUCGAUUUGAGUACAAUUAAAGUAGCCACAAACAACUUCUCUAGUAGUAACAAAUUAGGUGAAGGUGGAUUUGGUGAGGUUUACAAGGGAACACUUCCAAACGGGCAACAUUUAGCUGCAAAGAGGCUCUCAAGAUGCUCUGGACAAGGAGCAGAAGAGUUUAAGACUGAGGUUGUAUUAGUAGCUAAGCUUCACCACAGAAAUUUGACUAGGCUAUUGGGAUUUUGUUUGGAAGGAGAAGAAAAAAUUCUUGUUUACGAAUUUGUGCCCAACAAUAGCCUUGACCACCUCCUCUUUGGUUUGUCUUCGAUCUUAUUUGGAAAUUUCAGCAUAAGAUGUCAAUAUUGUUCGAAGUACAUUUCAUUAUAAUUUCAAUUGAAAUUUUGCUAUAAGAUAGAAUAUUUGUGUAAGAACAAUAUAUAUAUAU
Messenger RNA from Ziziphus jujuba (common jujube), 481 nucleotides. Its product is annotated as cysteine-rich receptor-like protein kinase 19. The annotation marks the transcript as partial. Lineage: Eukaryota; Viridiplantae; Streptophyta; Magnoliopsida; Rosales; Rhamnaceae. Gene Ontology annotation, biological process: protein phosphorylation. Gene Ontology annotation, molecular function: ATP binding; protein kinase activity. The transcript has 2 exons. The record is from RefSeq and is a predicted model, not a curated record.